UUCACUCGCAGACACACAAAGUCCUCGCAGCGCCGGGGAUCUGCGCCGAGGUGAUAAUCUGGACGGUUCCCCGGGGACAGAGCGCUGCACUGCCGAGGGCGACUUCCACUCGCAUCGUUCCUUCAAGUUCAGUAUUCCCCUUAAUCCGGCCUCGCCUGUGAGAGAGACUGAGACCUCAAGUAUCUGUCACUCGCCUCGGUUAUUCCUCCUUGAAACUACUUGCUGAUGACGUCUCGGUGAUCAGUAACCUGAUGCUACCUGCAGUCUGACAGUGACUCAACGAGGUCUCACCAUGUGCUUGUCCGCAGUAGGAGCCUUCACCCUGGUGUUGCUGCUGACUUUAGCUGAUGGAGUGAGAGGGAAGGAGCAGAGGACCAGGAGAGCAUCUGUGCCUCAGAUAGACUGCGACAUCAGAGCGGGCAAGGUGAAGGUGUCGGAGUUUGUGGCGCGCUGCCCACCAGGCUGCCUGGGCACGAAGCAGGCAGUGUGGGGCACGGAGAUCUAUGCUUCUGUUUCCAGCGUGUGUGUCGCUGCCAUUCACAGCGGUGUCAUCAGAAACAGAGGAGGAAAGAUCCACGUUCAGAAGGUGGCCAACAGCUCCAGCUACAGGGGGACCUUUUCCAAUGGCAUUCGCUCCUUGUCCCUCCCCAGGUGGAGUGAGUCGUUCAUUGUGUCAGCUCCCAAGCUACAGAAAGGAGUAACCUACCCAUCCAUCCUCGAGUUCCUGCCUCCGAGAAGCUCCAGGCUAAGAACCGCAGGGAGGCUGAAGACCACUCGGCCGCCGGCUCCCACCAGUGCCCAGUCGACCACCAAACCCAACACCGAGCGACCCGUGACCACCCGGCCGCCGGCUCCACUCGAAACCCACACCGCCCACCCACCCUGGCCAAGGGACACCUCUCGACAGUCGGCCCCCCACCGGCCAUCCCUGCUGGGCGGUAUGGAACCAGCUCUCCGUGAAUCAGGAGUGGCCGAAUUCACCGACAGAAGCAACCCUCUGCCACACGCAGCAGGGGUCCAUCGGUCAGAGCCAGCCAUCGCAAUGCGACGAGCGGGAGGCUUGGGUCCCAUUCACGGUUUCAGCAGACAGGCUCAUUUGGCGCGGCCCAGAUCGGACUGGCUGAUUGCUCCCGUAAAACCACGGGCUUACAGCUCUACUCCUGGGCUCUCUGACUACCAGAAGUGGGUCCUGGGCCUCGGUGAGGGCGCUCACAAUCACAACACUGAUGAAACAGAAAUUAAUUUCUGGAAUUCGGGCUUUGACGCCAGAGGUUUCGGCACAAGAGAUCAAGAAUUUGUCGAGGAGCCAAUUUCCCAAGGAGAUCCAAAUUGCAAGGUGGACCUUGCGUUCCUGGUGGACGGAAGCUGGAGUAUAGGAAGACGAAGAUUUGGAAUUCAGAAGAAGUUCUUGAUGAGUGUGGCAGAAACCCUCAAUGUUGGAAUUGAGGGUCCACUCAUCGGCAUUGUUCAGUUUGGGAGUGAUGCUAGUGUUGAGUUUAACCUCAAUGUCUACCGCAACUCCCAUGCUCUUAAAAAGGCCAUUGAGAGGAUUCCACAGAAAGGUGGCCUCUCCAAUGUGGGCCGAGCCCUCAAUCACACCAUCGGCAACUUUUUCACCAGCAAGCAGGGUAACCGUGGGGGAGCCCCUAACGUGGUGGUGGUCCUGGUCGAUGGGUGGCCCACAGACAAGGUCGGAGAAACUGCCCGCCUCGCCAGGGAGUCCGGCAUCAAUAUCUUCUUCAUCACUGUGGAAGGGGCUGAUGAAAAUGAACAGCAGAACGUGGUGGAGAAGGACUUUGUGGACAAGUCCGUUUGCAGGACCAAUGGGUACUUCUCCAUCUACAUGCCCAGCUGGUUCCAGCUGCAGCGAGUGGUGGCACCGCUGGUCAGCCGGGUGUGUGACACCAAGAAGCUGGCCUGCAGCAAAACCUGCCUCAACUCUGCCGACAUCGGCUUCGUGGUGGACGGCUCGAGCAGCAUGGGCACCGGCAACUUCCGCACUGUGCUGGAGUUUGUGGCCAACAUCAGCCGUGAAUUUGAGAUCUCUGAAACGGCCACCCGGGUGGGCGUGGUGCAGUACACGUAUGAGCAGCGGCUGGAGUUUGGUUUUGAGGAGCACAACACCAGGGAGUCGGUGGUGGGCGCCGUCAGGAAUGUCAGGUACUGGAGCGGCGGCACAAGCACAGGGGCGGCCAUCACUUUCGCUUCCAAACAUCUCUUCAGCAAAUCCAAACCCAACAAAAGAAAACUGAUGAUUGUCAUCACUGAUGGUCGAUCGUACGACGACGUUCGGACCCCUGCAGUUACCGCCCACGGGAAUGGUGUGAUUGCAUAUGCAGUUGGGAUUGCCUGGGCUGCGACGGAUGAGCUGGAAUACAUUGCCACCGACCCCGACAAGGACCACUCUUUCUUUGUCGACGAUUUCAACAGCCUGUAUCAGUUUGUGCCCCGGAUCGUGCACAAUAUUUGCCAGGAAUUCAACUCACAGCCACGCAACUAAGCAAACCCUGUCAAGGACUGCCAGACUCCAGCUGCUCAGCUACACUUACCAUUUUAAAAAAGGCAAGCUUCAAAUUAUCCAGCCUAUGGAGUAGACUUCGCUCCAUGUCUUUAAGUUUUCUUGCUGACACCAAUCUUUCUAAAGCUGCAGAACAGGAUGAUCUUCUGAAGUACAACCAUGUGAGGCACAUCCGCAUGGGGGCAGGAGGGUAUGUGUUGCUUCACUUGAUGUUACUAGUGGAAACCAUCCUUCAGGUCUGGUGGCCACGAUCCCAAAAUCUGUGAAGAUACCCCAUUCUGGAGGCCCAACUGUGGCAGUGAGGGAGCACUGGAUGACCCAUUUGCCUCUCCUCGAUCCCCCGGGGAAUGGGAGGAGUGGGGCAUUCAUUUCCCAUUACAGGCACCUUAGUCUGGGUGAGUCAGCUGCACUAACUUAUGAAGUCCAGCAGUGGGGGAAAGACAAAAUGGCCCAGAGUUUUUCCCCUCUCCUUAAGGAAUAACCAAGUACAGGAAAGAUAUUACACACAAAAUACCGGAGGAAUUCAGCAGUUCAGGCAGCAUUAAAAGAAGGGAAUUAGUCCCCAUUUCGGACCAAGACCCCCUGAAAUGUUGGCUCUUUAUUUCUCUCUAUAGAUGCUGCCUGAUCCGCUGAGUUCCACCAGCAUUUUGUGUGCGCUACUCUGGAUUUCUAGCAUCUGCAGAAUCUCGUGUUACAUUUAGGGUAUCAAAACUCUCAGAAGAAUUGUCUUCUGCCAGGUUGCUCUGGUAUGUGGAAGGGGGUGCAGUGGAAGACAAACGACAGAAGCUGGAAACCCACACCCACAACACCCUCAAAUGGCAUCUAAGAUGGGCAAAGUAAGUUUUCAGAAAAUCCAUGUACUAACAUUUCACAUUAUGUUGGGAAUAUCAAGAUGGAAUUCCAGUGUAACCAGACACCGAGGCAUUGGCCCAGAGAUCUCCGCACACUCAGUGUGUACAACUGAAGAGUCACUGACAAUGUUUGGAUGAUACUUUGACAUCCAGUCAUGGAAAUGAAAAGUCCAGUGGUUGUUUUAUUGAAUGAAUGCUCAUGUCCUGGUUAGUAAUUACCUUUUUCUCAUAGCUUUCUUUACACUGGAGAGUGCUGCUACUUUUUCACAUUACACUUUGACAGUGGAGUGGUGAUGUGACGGAGUGUGCCGCUGCUUCACAGCUCCAGUGACCCAGGUUCAACCUUGACCUCCAGUGCACAUUCUCCCUGUGUCUGCUUUCCACUCAUGUGCUAAUUGAUAGGUUAGUUAAUUGGCUAUAUUAAAUUGCUUCCAGUGUUGGCUCGGAAAUCAGGAGGAGCAAUUUAUGGAAAGGUGAGAGGGAAAAUUGGGAUAAGUGCAGAUGAAUGCUUGGUGUUUGGCACAGACACCUAGGGAUCCAUUUUGGUUUGAGAACAUAGAACAAUACAACACAGAAACAGGCCCUUCAGCCCUAAUUAAAUUAGUAAUCCAAUAGCUAACUAAUCCCUUCUGUCUUCACAAUGUCCAUAUCCCUCACAUUCACGUGCCCAUCUAAAUGUCACUUAAAAUGCCUUUACCAACACCCAGGGUAGCACAUUCCAGGCACCCACCACUCGGUGUAAAAAAACAAAACAAAAAACUUGCCCCUCACAUCUCCUUCAAACUUAACCCCUAGUUGUGAAACUAAAGUCAAGAAAAUAUAGUUAUUUCAGAUUAAAUUUUUAUAGAAUUGUUUAAAAUAAACUGGCUGGCUAAUCUCACUGGGGAAAGGAACCUCCCAAACUAGUUAUUAAAAUGGGUUUUAAAUCCUGGAACUCUCUGUUCCGUAACAGUGUGAGAGCAUCUUCACCAGAAGCACUACGAUAAUGCAAAGGGGAGCCUUAGCAUCAUCUUAAUUCAGGAUGGACAAUAAAAUGCAGGCCCUGUCACAAAUUACAUGCCAAAAAUAAUUUUAGAACACCCCUGAACUGACUCUACCCGACCAGCAUCAUGUUGCAACUCCUCUCCAUAGAUGCUGCCUGAUCCAGCAUUUGUGUAUGUCGCUCAAGAUUUCCAGCAUCUGCAGAAUCUUAUACCAUGGACAUAGGAGCAGAAUUAGGCCAUUCAGCCCAUUGUGUCUGCUCCACCAUUCCGUAUUGGUUGAUUUAUUAUCGCUCUUAACCCCAUCCUCCUGCCUUCUCCCUGUAACUUUUGACACCCUUAUAACAAAGAACCUAUCAAUCUCCGCUUUAAAUAUACUCAAUGACUUAGCCUCCACAGCUGUCAAAGGCAAUGAAUUCCACAGAUCCACCACACUCUGGCUAAAGAAAUUUUUCCUCAUCUGUUUUAAAUGGGUGUGAAUUUGAAGCUACAGUUCAAGAGCUGCUGUGUAUAUGUACAGUUAUUGUAUUUACUAAAAUGAAAUGUUGGAUAUAUGCAAAGUAAUUAUAGAGGCACAGUAGUCGAGGUGAGGUGAAAAAACAUGCACACUUUCACUAGACCUUGAGUGUGACUCCUACACAAUUUCUUAACCAAAUAAAAGUUGUGGGUAUUUCAACUCGGUGGUGUGUAUUUGUUGAGCAAAAAUGAAGAACAUAUUAAAAGGCACCAUGGGGUUGUAUUUCGAAUACAUUGGAGAAAAGGUUACAGUGAAAUAGCUGACAUGAUCAUAAUGGGCUGAAUAGCCUCCCUCUGUACUGCAACCAUUCUAUGACUCUAUAUCAAUAAAGAUUAGCUUUGUCAUAAGUACACCAAAACACAGUGAAAUGUGUCGUUUGCAUUAAUGACCUACAAAGUGUGCUGGGGGCAGCCCACAAAUGUCACACUUUCAGUGCCAAUGUAGCAUGCACACAAUUUACUAACCCUAACCUGUAGGUCUUUGGAAUGUGGGAAGAAACAGUAGCACCCAGAGGAAACCCACAGAGUCACAGGGAGCACAUGCAAAGCCAUUACAGACAGCAGCAGGAAUUAAACUACAAUCGAUCAAUGCUACCAUGCAGGUCAUUGAUUGAAUACCCUGACGUGAAUGGUUCACCUCCUGUAAUCCCCAAACCUCUCCUCUAUCUACAAAACACUAGCCGAGAGUGUGAUGUAACAUUUUCUAUUUAUCAGGAUGAGCACAGUUAAACAAGUCUCAAGUGGCUUCACACCACUUGGGGCAAAGCAGCCUGUUCAACUGACUAUUCACCUUUCACCCUGAACACAAACUCUUAUCACCAGCACAAAAUGGCUGCAAGGUAUACCAUCUACAAAAUGUCUUCUCCAACAACACCAUCAUGUAAAAAUGUCUACCUUUGAGAAUGAAGGUAGCAGCUGCAUAUAAACAUCUACAAGUUGCACACCAUCCUGACCUAGAAAUAUGUUGUCCGUCUUUUAUCCUUGCAGGGUCCAAAUUGUUGGACUCCCACCCCAGCAGCACUGUGAGAGGACCUUGAGUAGACCGAUCAAGCUCAAGGACACUUUGGGUUGGCAAUCUGUCACCCAGAUCCUGAAACUAAUUAAUAUUUAAAAAGAGAAUAUUCCCAAACUAUGAAAGCUGCUGUGCAAAUCUCAAUCUUAUCCAAACCCCUAUUAUAGCUAUUCCUUUUGUCCUCUCCAACAUUUUAUCUGCAACUUAAAACCUACCCCCAAGAUUUGCCCCUCAUCUCUGGCAGUUUGGAUGCCUUUUUAAAAAGAAACUCUUAUCAGCAGACAUUAGCAAAGCAAUCCACAAAAG
This is a messenger RNA of Hypanus sabinus (Atlantic stingray), 6183 nucleotides long. It is a transcript of the gene vit, whose product is annotated as vitrin. The coding region runs from base 293 to 2500 and encodes 735 amino acids. Gene Ontology annotation, biological process: positive regulation of cell-substrate adhesion; extracellular matrix organization. The record is from RefSeq and is a predicted model, not a curated record. Lineage: Eukaryota; Metazoa; Chordata; Chondrichthyes; Myliobatiformes; Dasyatidae. The transcript is spliced from 18 exons.